AAACCAUCACUUCGAGACUACUGGGUCAAAGAUAUCGAGACCAAAUAUGGCGACUGGCUAUUGUUCGCAUGCUGCGUGACCACAGGGCUAUUAGAUACGAGUACAUUUCGCAAUUUCGGAGCGUUUGUCUCCAUGCAGACCGGAAACACGGUCAUUCUUUGCUUGAGUUCUGCCGGAUUCCCGGACGGCCAGCCAUACGCAUGGGCGGUAACACUAAUCUCCCUCGUCUCCUUCUUCCUCGGCGCUUUCGUCUGCACACGCGUAUCGAAUUUCUUCGGCGCUAAGCGACGGGUGGUGCUUACGGUGAACAUGUUCAUUCAGGCAUGCCUCAUCGCCAUCGCUGCCGCCCUGGCCACCGGUCACAUUCUCAUCUCAGAUAUCGAGUUCCACGGCAACGCCGCAGCCGUGCUCCGGGAUCCGCGUCUUCUCAUUCCCAUUGGCCCGCUGGCCUUCCAAUCCGGUGCGACCAUCGCCACGAGCCGAUUGCUUGGUUUCGGAAAUGAGAUUCCUGUCACCGUCUACACCAGCACAUACGCCGCGCUCGCGGCCGACCCGAAGCUCUUCGUCGCGCCGACGAAGAACAAGCCGCGUGAUCGUCGAGUCUUAGCCGUCAUCAGCAUUUUCUGCGGCGCUUUCAUCUCAACUUGGCUGGAGCGGAAAUCGGUCGGACCUGUCGCCUCCUUCUGGAUGGCUGCGGGGAUCAAGUUCUGCUUGGCU
Molecule: messenger RNA, 717 nt
Organism: Dissoconium aciculare CBS 342.82
Lineage: Eukaryota; Fungi; Ascomycota; Dothideomycetes; Mycosphaerellales; Dissoconiaceae
Exons: 3
Source: RefSeq, a predicted model, not a curated record